AUGAUGAGCUUUCGAAUACUCAGCAGUCAAUUGCAUCAAUUGGCGAUACGGGCGUCGAGCCCUCUCGUUCGCAAUGCCGCGGUCAGAUCAUUCUCCGUGACAUCCCCGUGCUUUCAGUCCAGCACAGCCACUUCUUCGAGCCGGACUCUGUUGAAGGAAAACUUUUCCGAAAUGACCAAUGAAGAAUUGAUGGAGACCAGCACGAUUCCGGGGUGGGAUUUGAUUCACUCGCCUCCCGGCAAAAUGCCGCGAGGAGCUCUGGUGGGCACGGUGGUUUCCACCAAGAUGCAAAAGACGGUCAAUGUUGCCGUGGAUCGCUAUCGGAUGGUUCCCAAAAUUCGAAAACGAGUCAAAUAUACUCGCAAAUUCAUGGCACACGACGAGAAUGAAGUGGCCAAUCUGGGAGAUAUCGUCAUGAUCACACCGUGUCAUCGAAUCUCCAAAAUGAAACAUUUUCUACUGAGAACCAUUGUACGGCCAAAGGGGCAGCUGUAG
Seminavis robusta is the source of this 495-nucleotide messenger RNA. The record is from the annotation of a GenBank genome assembly. Lineage: Eukaryota; Bacillariophyta; Bacillariophyceae; Naviculales; Naviculaceae.